Molecule: messenger RNA, 1843 nt
Organism: Cryphonectria parasitica EP155
Lineage: Eukaryota; Fungi; Ascomycota; Sordariomycetes; Diaporthales; Cryphonectriaceae
Exons: 4
Coding region: 221-1843 (540 amino acids)
Biological process (GO): regulation of transcription by RNA polymerase II
Cellular component (GO): piccolo histone acetyltransferase complex
Source: RefSeq, a predicted model, not a curated record
GGUCGGAAUCGCAUCAAAAAAAGUCGAGAACCCGGAUUCGCAUGGUUGAUUCCAUGAGAUAGGCUUUUUUUUGUGCGGUUUUCCGCCACCGUUGGGCCUUUUUUCCCGCAUCUCUUCAUCCCCCCCUCUCGUCUCGCGCUUGCAGCCCCCUUCUCCCAACAGAACCCCGCCCCGCCUGUUUUGCAGUGGCUCUCCACUGCAAUUCACUCAACGUGUCAUCAUGGCCACCCGAAAGGUCCGCGUCAAGAAACUCAACCCCAAACAGCCUCUCGACGUCCUUACCGAGGAUGAAAUCGAUGCGACCGAGUAUCACUCUCUGGUGCAGGAGCUUUCGAUUGCCACAGGUGUCGAACAAGGCGAGGAGAAUGAAUAUCAUCUGCAACAACUCCUCAGAACUACUGGAUCAAAAGCAGACAAUGAGAUCCCGGUUCCUCCACCGCAGGAGAGCGACAUCAACUAUGACGAGUUGUACAGUCGCCGGUAUCAGGAUCCCGUUACGUACAUUCGUUCUUCACAAACUGUCGAAGAAUGUAUCGGUUGCAUGUACGAUAUGACCGAGGAGGAUGACGAGUUUCUCAAAGUGUACAAUGCAAAGCGGCCUCCCGCUCAGCAACUCUCCGAAGAUGACUUCGAGGGCGUUAUGGAGGUUUUUGAGGAGACGGCGUCGUUCUCCACGCCGUUCGCCGCCGUCGACAAGUCGAUUGCGCCAUACAGCGAAAUGGUUCCCGGUCUCAACAACCUUGACGCCGCCAAGGUGAUGCCCCAUGCCAAGGAGCUGUAUGAGUAUUGGAAGCAGCGCAGACAGGCUCGCGGCAAUGGUCCCCUGAACCCAACGCUGAAGUUCGAGACCCAUCAAGAUAGUGACGACAUGGAUCCCUACGUUUGCUUCAGGCGCAGAGAAGUUCGCCAGACUCGCAAGACCCGAGCUCGAGAUGUGCAGAGCGCCGACAAGCUCAAGCGGCUGCGCAGAGAGCUAGAGGAUGGCCGUCAACUCAUCCUGCAGUCGUAUGAGAGGGAGCUCAACAAGCGAGAUCUGCUCCAGUACGAUAGAGCGGUGUACGAGACGCGAGAGAAUCUGAAGCAGCUCAAGGUUCGCCUGGGCAUCAAGACUAACGAGAAUGAUCUGUGGCCUCUCAAGGUCAGUAAAAGGAAGGCCCCCGAGGCGUCGUCCGCACAGAGAGCGGCGGCCGCUGGUGGUGCCGUGCGCCUCGGACAGCCACGUCCAUCGAGCCAGGCUUUUGAGAUGGAUCUAGCACCUCUAGCGGCAGAGAAGGCGCAGCAUGAUGAGGAGCUCAGGAGAGACAUCAUACUCAAGAUCCAGAACCAUCACAACUGGAACAGAAACCACGUGGAUCUUACCAAGGGUCCCUUGCCUCCAGUUCGGAGCCCAUCACACCAGUCAUCCUUUAGGACAGCACAGGCCCAGUAUCUGUUGACGCCACCGACUAGCAGCGCGUCCCACGAGGACUUGGAAGAGCCAACGCCGAUGGAUCUCGACGAACCCACACCGUCAGCAGUCUUCCAGUUCCAGGGCGCUUUAAUAGACGAAAACGAUCCUCCCAAAGUUGCGUUUCGUCGCCGUUAUGGACGCUUGAAUCGGUUGUGGAUCGACAGGCGGACCGUGGCGAAAAAGAUCUCGAAAGAUGACCAUUACCCGCUUGGCCAGGCAUCCGACCAGUGGAAGUAUGAUCAGGAUGACAGCGAAGAUGAGCAGCCCAUCUAUGAGGUCGAUCAGUUUGAUACUCGCAGUAUCAGAUUCCGGGCCACCAUACCCUUGACGUUUGCUAGUGGCAGCGGGCCGCAGCAGCAGGGUGCGGCUAGACCGGUGACAGCUACACAGUGA